Molecule: messenger RNA, 2028 nt
Organism: Aedes albopictus (Asian tiger mosquito)
Lineage: Eukaryota; Metazoa; Arthropoda; Insecta; Diptera; Culicidae
Exons: 3
Coding region: 180-1334 (384 amino acids)
Source: RefSeq, a predicted model, not a curated record
AUAUAUAUAUAUAUAUAAUUUGCUUAUAAUUUACAGAAGUGGUGAACUGUAGCGAUGGCGGAGUACACUCUGGGACUGCAGAAGUUAUCCCCAUUGUCGAGACGCACGAUGUAACUAAUGAGAUCACUGAAAUCGAUGGAAACCCUAAUCAAUCUAACAACGAGUUGGUCGGGCAAUCUAUGAGUAAGCCUACAGCCUUAUUCGACGUUCAUAAAAAUUUGAACAAGCGAUGCGAGCUACAAAGAAAAUGUGGAGCACGUUACACUGAAUAUGAGCAUGAUGUUGCAGCUUAUUUAUUGCUGACCUCUGGAAAAAGCGCAUACACAUUUAACAAAGCGAAUAUGUCACUCCCCAGUGUCAAAUCUGUCCAUCGACAUAUUUCUCGGCACACCUAUGAUACCAGAGAAGGAGUGUUGAUGAUAAACACUCUUGUAAAAUACUUGAAGGUCAAUCAUUUUCCAAAAGCUGUUGCAUUAAGUGAGGAUGGGACAUCCUUGUCUCCCAACCCAGAAUAUUCCGCUCGGACGGACUCUGUGCGUGGCCUGGUGGCGCCAUUCGAUGACAAGGGAAUGCCAGUGCUGGACUUUUUCAAGGCUUCUUCUGCGGCAAAAAUGGUUAAUGAUCUGAAGAAUUACACAGUUGGAGAAUACUUAUAUGUUGUUAUGGCGACUCCGAUGGCCGUGGGUGCAUCCCCGGUUUGCAUACUGUACAUGUGCAGUGACAACAAGUUUACGCAUCUCCAAGUAAAACAGCGGUGGCACUACGUGGAAUCCGAACUUAGAAAAGCUGGAGUGAAAGUUGUGUCACAUGCAUCCGAUGGAGAUUCACGCCUAUUGCGAGCAAUGAAGGAAAGAACAAGACUUCCACAUCCACGAGCAAACUUAUUGUAUGGACAAUAUUUCGUUGGAAAUUUGGAUGACGAUGUAGUUUGCAUCCAGGACACUAUUCACCUUGUAAACAAACUCCGACAUAGUUUGCUCAAUCCAAAAAAGAAAAUGGUUGUUGGGAAAUGCGAUGUGUCAUCCGAUUACAUAAAGCAAAUGAUUGAAAUCGGUGAAAAAGUCAUUCACAGGAUGAAUCCGUCAGACUUGAAUCCAGCGGAUAAAAUGAAGUUUGAUCCAUCUUUAAAAUUAAUGGCACCUGAACUUAUUGAACACCUAACAGACAUAGUACCAGAUUCUAUCGGCACAGCAGUAUAUCUAAAGAUAAUGAGGUUGAUAUACGUUUCAUUUACCGAGGAAAACAUGUCACCAAAAAAACGAAUAAUCUCAAUAUGGUUGGUUUUGCCAGAUUCAUGUAAAACGUUAUACAAUGUAAUUUGUUUUAUUUUAUAGGACUGCGUUGUUCUUUGUUCGAGCCUGGCGUUGGCAGUGUCUUGACUCAUCUCGAAGCAUUCAGGAAUGUACAACUUCCAACGUGUAUUGGUGCUUAGAAUUGAACGCUCAUGAGUUGAUUCACUAUCUGGUGAACUGUCGUGACAAAAACGCAGAAAAGCAGUUCGUAGUCCAAAAUCUGACCAGCCAGCCCUGCGAGACUUCCCCAAGUAACCACUAAGCACUAGCGUAAGCGGUCUAAAGGUCAUACAGCAGCUUUUUCGUGUCAAUAGGCUCAGUAGGAAAUUUUCAAAUGCUCUCAGGCAUUAUAAAUAGUAAGCACUGAAAUGAGCCGUAUAUUAGUAUAUGACGCUAUGCUAUAGUGCUUGUAAACCCAGUGUCUAUCAGCCGAAUAAGAAGCCUGACAGUGCUGUUAAAAGGCUUGGCGUGCAUGACGUUUACAUCAAUCAAAGCUGAUUUCAAGCAAAACAAAACUGAACCGAAGCAAAACAAUAAAAUCUCCUCGGAAAUUUCGUACGAUCGAUAGGGCGGUGGAAGCUUGUCGUCGGACACUUCAAGCAUUAAAUGGAAACAGAAAAUGUAUAGCUGCUUCCUCGAUUAUGAUAUAAAUGCAUCGGAUGUCUCGUCGGAUGUUUACCUGUGGAGUUUCAAUCGUUUUUCCUACAGACGAACACCAAAACUAAUCGAUGGGCCC